Dendrobium catenatum is the source of this 3183-nucleotide messenger RNA. RefSeq lists its product as uncharacterized. Bases 1 to 3183 code for a protein of 1060 amino acids. NCBI's taxonomy places the organism in Eukaryota, Viridiplantae, Streptophyta, Magnoliopsida, Asparagales, Orchidaceae. The record is from RefSeq and is a predicted model, not a curated record. The transcript is spliced from 9 exons.
AUGAGGAGAUUGAAUUUGGAGGUUAUUAAUAACAGUUAUGUAAGCAUUUAUAUUUUCUGCGUCAUCCUGGGAAUAGGUGGGGAUGAUGGUGGCGGAGUGCCACCGAGUAGUGAGAUCCACUUGUUAAAACCACAAGGACCCUUGGUGAUCAAAGAGGUCUCUGAUGUAGCUCCCAAGAUGAACAAGAAUGUGGAUGGCAAAGGUAAAGCAAUUGCUGAAUCUGUGGUUAAUGUCACUCCUAGAGUUGAGAAAACUUAUAUCAAACUUGAUUUUAAAGAAGAAGAAGUGUUUUUGUCAGAAGAUGGUAAGGCGGUGAGGUUGAAUGAGGAAUUGGAGGUUGUGAAUUCAAAGAAGCAGUUAAAUUGGUUGGUAAUAAAGGUGUUCGGUAAAGAAUUACGAUCACAUAUGGUGGCUUGGGAAAUAAGGAGGCUAUGGAGUCAUUUUGGGCAUUUUCACUCAACCUCUAUGGGUAGGGGAUGGUUCUUAUAUUCAUUUAAUUCGGAUGAGAAGGUGAAAGCAGUUCUUUCAGGCGGUCCAUGGUUUGUUAACGGUCAUAUAGUAGGCAUGGAGAGAUGGACUACUGAGUUUUCUUCUUUAUCCAUGAAGGGGCUAACCUCUCCAAUUUGGGUUAGAAUGCGACAUUUGCCAUUGCAAUAUUGGAAUGAGGUAAAUGUGGCAAGAAUUGUUACAAGGAUUGGUAAACCAUUAAUGCUGGAUGGUAGAAUGCUUCAAUGGGGGAGGAGGGAAUUUGCAAGUGUUUGUGUAUGGGUAAAUCUCGAUCAACCUCUUCCAUUGGGGGUAUGGGUAGAUAGCAUUUUUGGAAGGUUUUUCCAAAAUGUGGAUUAUGAAAAGGUAUCUAACUUUUGUUUUGAGUGGGGGAUGUUUGGGCAUGUGAAGAGUGAUUGUGUCCAUAAAGAACCUAUUCCCAAGGAGGUGGAGGUUGCUAUUUAUAAAGGUAAUGGGGGAGCUGAAGAGGAAGAGGAGCGGCCUGAACAGGUUUCUAAAAUUAGGGAGGAUUCUUCUCAUCAGAAUCAAGUGGUACUGAAUGCUGAUAUAGAACAAUUUGAAGAAGGUGAAUGCAUAUUGGAAGCUGAUCGGUAUAUGGAAAAGGAGCAUGGUGCUAUUGCUGAGGAAAAGGAAGGGCCUCCUGACAAAUGUGGAAACAAUUCUGAAGGAGAAUUGGGAGAUAUUGUUGGAAAGAUAAAGGAGAUGAGUUGUGUAGAGGGAUAUGAUAGGAAUAGAUCAGGAGGUGGAUUGGCUAGGGAUGUUGGUGCUGUUGGGGAGUUGAAUAAGGUGAAGCUUGCAAAAGAGCUAAGAGGGGCCAAGAAAAAAGAGGCCUCUCUAUAUCUUAAGGAGUUUAUUAAAGAUCAAGUUUCCUUUGAGAGAGUUAUGGGGCCUGAUUGGGAUUUCUUUCUUCUACCGUCAGAUGGUUUAUCUGGAGUAUUAAAGAAGUUAGAACAGUAUGUCAUUGGGGACCUUAAUGUUUUCAAUAAAGGGGUGUGGAUGAUUGCUACUAUCUGUGGGAGUAAGGAGGUUGUGAAGAGGAGAGGGUUAUGGGGUAGUCUACAUAAAGUGGCUAAUAAAAAUAUCCCUUUGAUCGUUUGGGGGGAUUUCAAAUGUAUAUUGUCUCAAGAGGACAAGAGAGGUGGAAGGAAGUUUGUAUUCUCACAAGGUCCUAAGGAGAUGGUUGAUUUUAUGAAUGGGAAUGACUUGCAUGAAGUGGAGAUUGUUGGACCAAGGUUCACUUUGUGUAACAAUAAAACUGGAGGAGGCCGAAUUCUUCAGAGGUUGGACAGGUGUUUGCUCAAUUCUUUGGCUAUCAAUUGUAUUCAGGUGGCAGUGGUGAGACACUUAGCUAGAGUAGCUUCAGACCAUUGUCUAAUAGUGCUGAAAAUUUUUGAGUCAUCUAGAAAAAGAAGAAGGAUUCUUAAGUUUGAAGAUGUUUGGAUAUCUUAUAAAGCUUCUGCCCACAUUAUAGCUAAAGUUUGGAGUAAGGGAUUUCAAGUAGAUGAUAUGGACAGCCUUAACAGAAAAUGGAAGAAAGCAUUGAAGGAUUUGUAUUAUUGGGGCAAGGCUAAAGUAAAGGAGUUCUCUAAGGAGAAGGAUAAACUGAAAGAAGAAAUCUUUCAUAUUCAAGAGGAAGAAGCUAAUACGGGUUGGUUAAGUGAAGAGAAGCUUUGGGUGUUGAGAUCUAAAUUCAAGGAGCUAAAUGUGAUUCUUGCUCGGUUAAAUACUUGGUGGAAGCAAAGAGCAAAGGCGAAGUGGAUUGAGGAUGGGGAUACUAAUACUAAAUUUUUUCAUUCUUUUGAAAAUGCUAGGAGAAGUGUAAAAUGGAUUUCUCAAGUUAGAAAUUCAAAUGGAGAACUCAACGAGGAGCCUAAGGAGUUGCAUGAUGUAUUCUUCAAUUUCUUUCAAGAAAAGUGGAAAGAAAAAGGAUGCUGUAUGGAUAACUGGCCGGUCCCGAGAACUAUUUUGGAUGACAUAGAUAGAAGAGGUUUGAAUGAAGACAUUUCAGAUUCGAAAAUAAUGGAGAUAAUCAAAGGGCUGGGUAGUAACAAAGCUCAUGGUUAUGAUGGCAUAACCUAUUCAUUUUUCAAAAAUUAUUGGAGUAUUGUAGGGAAUGAUGUAUGCAAAGCAGUGAGAAGAUUAUUUGUUACAAGUAAAAUGUGCAAGGAAUGGAAGGACACACUUGUUGUGCUUAUUCCUAAAAUAAAUAACCCAGUCUCUCCUGCUGGCUUUCGUCCUAUAAGCUUGUGUAACUCUAUCUAUAAAAUUGUGGCUAAGGUUUUAUUGAACAGGCUAUUGUUGGUCAUUCCUAAGAUUAUCUCAGAAGAACAAGUAGCUUUUAUUAAAGGGAGGAGUAUAGCGGAUCAUUUAUUGCUGGCUCAGGAGUUAUUCAAUAAGAUCAGGAUUUCUAAAUAUGGUGUUGGUAUGGUAGCUAUCAAGCUAGACAUGGAGCAAGCCUACAACAACUUGUGUUGGAAGACCCUUUAUGAGAUGAUGAGCAAAAUGGGCUUUCCAGAGAAGUUUAUGAAGUUGGUGAUGGAAUGCAUUAUGGAGCAAAGGUUUUCUACCUUAAUCAAUGGUGGACUAUCCAAAUGGAUUAUGGGGAAGAGUGGUUUCCGUCAAGGCGUUCCACUAUCACCCUUUCUUUUUUAUCAUGUGUUCUCAAUUGCUCUCUAA